Schistosoma haematobium is the source of this 3878-nucleotide messenger RNA. RefSeq names its product lariat debranching enzyme, variant 3. Gene Ontology annotation, molecular function: RNA lariat debranching enzyme activity. The record is from RefSeq and is a predicted model, not a curated record. Bases 1 to 1125 code for a protein of 374 amino acids. Lineage: Eukaryota; Metazoa; Platyhelminthes; Trematoda; Strigeidida; Schistosomatidae. Gene Ontology annotation, cellular component: nucleus. Gene Ontology annotation, biological process: mRNA splicing, via spliceosome. The transcript has 4 exons.
AUGGUAAAAGUUUGUGUGGUUGGUUGUUUGCAUGGAGAGUUAGACUGUGUGUACGCCGACAUUGCAGAAGCCGAACAACAGGGUCAGUUUAAAACUGACCUAGUUUUAUGCUGUGGUGAUUUUCAAGCUGUUCGCAAUCCCAGUGAUUUAACCACAAUGAGCGUUCCUUCCAAGUAUUACCGCAUGGGUGAUUUUUGGAGGUAUUAUGCUGAAGAAAGUAGAGCUCCUGUUUUGACAUUAUUUGUUGGAGGUAAUCAUGAAGCAUCUGGUUAUCUUCAAGAGUUACCAUAUGGUGGUUGGGUUGCUCCAAACAUCUGGUAUAUGGGUUAUGCUAGUGUUGUCCAAUUUUCUGGAUUACGUAUUGCUGGUUUAUCAGGUAUAUACAAACAACAUGAUUAUACCAUGUGUCAUUAUGAACAUCCACCAUACUCAGAAGCAACAAAACGUUCUGUAUAUCAUUUAAGAAACUUAGAAGUUUUCCGACUUGGACAAAUUCGCCGACGUUUAGAUAUAGUGAUGAGUCAUGAUUGGCCUCGAGGGAUAUAUCAUUACGGAAAUUUAAAUCAAUUAACCAGAAGGAAACCUCAUUUUCGUAAUGAAAUCGAGUCAGAUUCAUUAGGCAGUCCACCCGGUGAACAGUUGUUAUGUCGUUUAAAGCCACGGUAUUGGUUUGCAGCUCAUUUGCAUUGUAAAUUUUCAGCGCUUGUUGGACAUUCAGACUCCAAAACUAAUAAAUCACGCAUCACUCACUUUCUAGCUCUUGAUAAGUGUUUACCGAAUCGUCACUACUUACAAUUCUUAGAUAUUGAACCUGAACUGAAGUAUGAUGAAAGUUCAAUUAAUUCCGAUUCUAAUUUAUCUUUAUCUCCACAACUUGGAGAUGAUCCAGUAAUUGUCAGUCUUUCUAAAUUCAAAUCAAACGUCAACGAUUCAGAAAAAGACUUAAAAUUGAAGGAGCCUAAUAACAAUGCUAGUUCAAACGAUGAAAUAAGUACCAACUUAUAUCUUGAUCCCGAAUGGUUAUCUAUUUUGAGGUCAACAAAUCAUUUAAUGUCUACUAGCAAAGUCCCCUGUAUUCUUCCAGAAAAAGAAACAAGCGAACGGUUAGCGAAAUCAUUUUAUUAAUUUUAUUGGUGAUGUAUAUGCUGAUAAUUUACUCAUUAGAUUCCAUUACAGUUCAUUUGCUCAUGCUAUCAUGACACCAACCAAUGACUACUUUCCUUAUUAUGUUCUUAUCUAUAAUAACAAGUAUUCUAGUCAGUUUAGUUCAGCUGUCACUUCGAUAAACAAACGAUGAGUACUUUGAACCUUAUCAGUUAUCAUCUGUAUUCCACUAUAUAUAUAAAGUUCAUUAGUUUUAUUACAUUGGUUAUAAAAAUUUUGCCCAGCGACUCAUCCACCUGUUCUAAAGUCUGUUGUUAACUUAUGAAUUAUUAAACUGUUCACAUGAUAUUAAUGUCCUUUUCAUACUGUUGACGUUAAAUGUGUUGUAAAAUAUUAGAUCAUUAUUUAUGAGUUUUCAUAGGAUGUCAUUACUUAACUAAUCGAUUUGUAACCAACGUUUUUUCAUUCAGCUGUGAUUUUUCCGCUACUGAUGAUGAAAUUCAGGCUUUGUAUGACCCUUUUGGUGGAGAUUUUCAAGUUCCUGACAACUUUGAACGUACUGCUGCAAUUCACAAACCGAAUGAAACUGAUCAUAUGAAUACAAAGACUACGUCUACGCCAAUUAGUUUGGUUCAACAAGCAAAUGCUUUAAAUAAAGAACAACAACUUUUUUCAAAUCCACAAACAGAACUUAUUUGUGCUAUGCUUGAUUUAAUAAACCCUAAUGCACUCUUUCUUGGCAAACAAUCAUACAGUUUGCUAGAAUUAUCAGCACAGUUACAAUCUAAGAAGGAUGAAGAGGAGGAUGACGAUGAAGUUGAGGAAAAUCCAGAAGAAAAUAUUUGUGAAGAUGAUGUGAAAAAUGACGAAAAUCAACUUGAUGUUAAUGAAUAUCCAUUAGAUGUAAACACUAGCUGGAUCACUUCAGACUCAUUCGUCAAAGAGAGUUUUACAGAGUAUGAUCCGAUGAAUAGCACUUUUGUAUCAAAUACUAACCAAUCUAGUCAUAAUCCACUUAGCAAUACAAAUCUUUAUGAUAGUGUUGUAAGUCAAAAUCCUGAAGAAUUGGUAUUAGAUGAUAUUGAAGAUAAUGAUGAUGAGUUUCCCAAUGAGUCUCACUCUUUAAAUGUCUCUCAAUACAACGCUAGUUAUUCUCAGUUCACAGAUUUAAAUAAAUCAGAGCAAGUGUACAUUCCACAACUUUUGCCUGAUUCCUAAUUAUUUAAUCGACAAAAUACGUUAUUUUAUUUUUAAAUUACAUACAGGGUGUUUCUUUAACUUUUUCCGAAAAGUAAUUUCAUAAUUUAUGGGAGAUCCAACUUGUAAAUGUUUUUUAGUCCCUAAAUGUAACAGUUUUGUAUACCUUAAAGCUAAAAUCUCAAUCAUAUUCAUUGUCGUAUGUUGUAAAUGGUGCAAAUAUGUUUUGAACAGAAACUUUGUUGUGUUAUCCUUGGGAGUAUACUAUUCACGGUUUUCAGGAACAGUGUUGCAUUGCAUUUUUGAAAUUCAGCGUCAUUAGUAGGAUUUGCAUUGAUCUUUUAUUCUCUCUUUGCUAGGAAAAGUUACAAGUGUAACAUAAGUUUGUUCACAGGACAUGGUGCGUGAUAUCCAGCAGAUAUGCAGUAGUUACUUUAUGUUUUCAAUAUUGGUGUAUUUGAAAAAAUAGAAUUUAAAAACUUCCGCUAGUUAUUUCAAAUAUGAAAACACAAACAGAUUUGUCGGAAACGGGACAACACAACUGUCGUAAAACUUUCUAUAAUUACCUAGUUGUUCACAAGUAAGCAAUGUUUUAUCAAGUUAGACCAAUACAAGACCAGUCGGAAUUUGCAAUCUGUUCGUAGCUAUGUAAUUAUGGUUGGAUUGUAGGAUUACUUAUUUCACUUAAGUUGAACUGUGAAUAAGUUUUAAGCAACUGUAACGGGAUAUUUCGUAACAGCAAUGUGCAAACAGCCAGUUACCUAACCCACCAGCUUGAUUAGUGACUUCAUAUUCGGUGGAUGGUAGAUGUUGAUAACAUUCUCGUUACUAAGUUGCUGAAUGCAUUUAAACAGCUUUACUGUUUAAUACGUCGUACUACAGCACUUCUCUUGAUCGAUGUUGUGUAUGGUAUUCUUCUAGUCAAAAAUCUCACCUUUUCUUAUUCUCACUAUCUUAGAAAUCAUAUUUUGAUUAUUGUUGCAUAUUUUUGUUCAUAAUAAAUCUUCUUUUCUUCAAGAUUCUAUGAUGUAUUGCAGUAUCACAACGUAUAGGUGACAUGACGGAUGUUUUUGAAAUAUUUUUCUCUUGAGGCACACGAGACUAGUCACGCUAUGCCAGAUCCAGGAUUCACGACCCAGAAUAGUGAACCAGUCUAACACUAGAUAAUACUUUAUUCAACACAGUUACAAGCAGUCACUUUCGGUGAGCCCAGAGUGGAAGUCAAUAGGAAAAAAGGGAAUCACAUUUAAUAGUCAGUGGGUUAAGUGCCUAUUUGUCCACACUCAAUGACCAACUAUCUUUUAUUCUCAAUACCACAUUUCAUCUCUAAGUGUGCAGGUAGCUUUUUGCCCCACAUUCAUUUGGAAAAACUGAUUAGCAUCAUCACACUGAAUCUCUUCCCCCUUUAAGUUGCAUGCAUAUAACUCCUCCCCCAUGAAACAGGUCAAUCUGUCUAGGGAACUUACUCAUCACAAAUAAAACGUUACAUUAUCCAAACGUCACUAAUGCAGAAUUUCAUACCUAUUAUUAUAUGUGAUCUUUUUUAUGCUUUAUGUGAUAUGCAUUUGGUAGGAAGG